This is a messenger RNA of Dacryopinax primogenitus, 1311 nucleotides long. RefSeq lists its product as uncharacterized. The transcript has 13 exons. Gene Ontology annotation, biological process: pectin catabolic process. Lineage: Eukaryota; Fungi; Basidiomycota; Dacrymycetes; Dacrymycetales; Dacrymycetaceae. Gene Ontology annotation, molecular function: glucosidase activity. The record is from RefSeq and is a predicted model, not a curated record. Bases 1 to 1311 code for a protein of 436 amino acids.
AUGAGCGUGAAGGAGUACAUCAAGCAGUACGGCAAGGAACCCACUUCUUGGGACGAAGAGCGCUUGAAGAAGCUGGAAGCCACCGAGUUACCAAGGGGAUACAUCGUUCCUAGAGGUGGACUGGGCUCUCUUGAUGCGCAAGGACAGGUGCAGCUAGCCAAGGAGGUACAAGAAUGGUUGGAGAGCAGGGUCGCUCAUUACAAGCAACUGAGGGGCGGUGUGGUGUGUAUAGAUGCAAUUCCGAAGAGACCAGUGUUUCGGGGAAGAUCCUCCGCACGGUUCUGCGCGAUCGAGCUCGAGAAGCGGAGCCAGUUCAGCGUUCCAAGCUUUAGCGGGAUCCAGGAGGGACAUCUCAUCCUGGUAGAGCAAGCUGGCGUGACCUACAAGGAUGUGAUUGGCGUGCCUGGCAAAUUCGAGUCGAUCGUCUCUAGGCAUGGGAUGAAUGCAGUACGUGUGCGGGUCUGGACAGCUUCGACUUACAACAUCACGUACGCUCUAGAGAUGGAAAAGCGUAUCAAAGAGGCGGGCUUGACUCUAAUGGUCGACUUGCACUACAGCGAUAACUGGGCCGAUCCGGGAAAGCAAUAUCAGCCUGUCGCUUGGGGUACGACCGUGCCCGAGCUGACGGUGAACAUAUACAACUAUACCCGGGACGUUGUCCUUGCUUUCGCAGCGCAAGGCACGCCGAUCGACGUUCUUCAAACCGGGAACGAGAUCAACUCCGGUCUUCUCUGGCCGACAGGAGAGAACACCACUCCCCAGGGGUGGGCAAAUGUCGCCACGUACCUGCAUGCGGCCCGGGAGGGCGCGCGCGCGGCACGCUUCGGUGGAAAGGUGAUGAUCCAUCUUGCUAACGGAUGGGAUCAGCCGGGUGCGACAUGGUGGUGGAGUAACGCCCUCGCGCAGGGGACGUAUGACUUGAAUGGUGUCGACUUAAUGGGGUUCUCGUUCUAUCCGUUCUACGGGACAAGCGCGACGUACGCUAACCUGAGCCUCUCCUUAAACACGAUUGCGAACACUUACGACAAGCCCAUCCUCGUCGCAGAGACUGAUUACCCGGCAACGCCCUGGAACGGCACCGCCCUGAGCCAGGAGUUCCCCAACACGCCCAAGGGACAGGAAGACUGGGUCAGUGGCAUUGUCAACGUGCUUGAUUCGUUGCCUCGGGGACUCGGACAAGGAAUCUUGUACUGGGAACCAGGAUGGGUUGGACCGGCGAGCUUGGGCUCGAGCUGUGCGGAUAAUUUGGUCUUUGUCGAGACGGGAAAUGCAAGGACGAGCGUCAACAUUUUUGACAUCAUGCGUGCCUGA